Molecule: messenger RNA, 1228 nt
Organism: Myotis daubentonii (Daubenton's bat)
Lineage: Eukaryota; Metazoa; Chordata; Mammalia; Chiroptera; Vespertilionidae
Gene: ACBD7
Product: acyl-CoA binding domain containing 7
Biological process (GO): fatty acid metabolic process
Molecular function (GO): fatty-acyl-CoA binding
Source: RefSeq, a predicted model, not a curated record
GGACCACAGCGGUCGCCUCAGGCGGGCGGGCGAGUGCCACUCACCUCCCGGCCCCGCCCUCCCGGACUGACGGCCUUUAAAGAGCGGAGGGAGCCGGGUCGGGGAGCGUCUGGGUGCAGCAGCGGUGGAGCGCACCACCAUGUCCCUGCAGGCUGAUUUUGAUAGGGCAGCGGAAGAUGUGAGGAAGCUGAAAGCAAGGCCAGAUGAUGAAGAACUGAAAGAACUUUACGGGCUCUACAAACAAUCUGUAAUUGGAGACAUCAAUAUUGAAUGUCCAGGAAUGCUAGAUUUAAAAGGCAAGGCUAAGUGGGAAGCAUGGAACCUCCAAAAAGGAUUAUCCAAGGAAGAUGCCAUGAAUGCCUAUAUUUCUAAAGCAAAAGAGCUGAUAGAAAAAUAUGGAAUUUAGAAUUCAGCGUAUGAGAAAACUUUCCUUUUGAAGACUUCAUAAUGGUAUCAUGACCUAACAUUUAGAGGAGAAAAUGCACUGUUAACUCAUUACAUCUCAUGAAAAUUUUUGCUAGUAACAUGAAUUAUAAUCUUUAAUUAGAGGUAUGAUGAAACUAUAUAUUUAAGGAAAUUUUACUUGCUAAAAACCAGGUGGGUUGUUUUUUUUUUACAUUUAAAUUUAUUUAGGUUUCUGAUUCAUUGUGUGUCAAAGACUAAUCAAUAUAAAGAGAUGAUUUUAAACACUUUCAAAAAAGUAUUGCUCUGGUAGUGGGUGCACAAAACAUUAACAAUUGUUUGCUCUUUUUUUAAAAUAAAUAUAUUUUUAUUGAUUUCAGAGAGGAAGGGAGAGGGAGAGAGAGCUAGAAACAUCAAUGAUGAGAGAGAAUCAUUGAUUGGCUGCCUUCUGCACUCCCCACACUGGGGAUCAAGCCCACAACCUGGGCAUGUGCCCUGACUGGGAGUCGAACCGUGACCUCCUGGUUCAUAGGUUGAUGCUCUACCACUGAGCCAUGCUGGCUGGGUAUGAUUGUUUGUUUUUUGGCUUAUCUGUUUUUCUAUAGUGGUGUAAUCAACAUUUUUUAAAGAACCAAUAACAAAGCUAUUCUUUUGUUGCACCAUGUAGCUUUGGGGUCGACACUGACACAGGCCUGAUUCCAGUCCUGAAAUAUACUAUCUAGUGGUAAUAUACCUCUUAUGUUGAGUUUUAUCAGAGUGAAAGUGUAGAGUCUGGAAUAUAUUGGCCCAAUACUCAGUUUUUCUUGCUGGUACACAGACUCUCUGA